AUGCCGUCCGUCGAGGAUUGCGGAGCCGCCGUGGUCACAAGAUUUGAACAAGACAGCGACUGGUUCCAAGCAGAGAAUACAUCAAAUUUCUUCCAGAAUAGAGAUUCCGAAAUGGAGUGUUCAACAGACAACGCUCACGAAGGUCUACUCUCCGAUUGCUCUCAACUGGAAUUCCAUUUUGAAGAACGAACAGACUCGCCGACGCAUGCGGUCAGUGACGAUGUCGCAUCUAGAGAGGGCGAACAACAAUCAACGGAGGCACUACAAAACGAAAGUGGACCAGCAUCAACGAACAAUGAAACGAACCACAUGUGCUUUAACUCCAACACAUCGGAUGGAGAACAUGAAAUCAGAUUAUCAUACAUCGAUGCAUUAGAAGGCCAACGUCACCAUGAGGCUGCUGAUACCGGCAACACGAACAAUGGAGAGAGUUGCCCCGUCGGAGCAUCAAAUGCCGUAACAACUGCCUAUGACAAAAACAUUGAAAAACAGUUGCAAGCCUGGAUUGCUACGAAAGGGGAGUCGCAGUCUUACGAAGAGCCCACUAAUGUGUUUGCAAGAAAUUAUCCGUCGCACGAAUUCGAGUACUGGGCAGUAGAGGUCAGUUAA
Messenger RNA from Eimeria mitis, 609 nucleotides. RefSeq lists its product as uncharacterized. Bases 1 to 609 code for a protein of 202 amino acids. The record is from RefSeq and is a predicted model, not a curated record. Lineage: Eukaryota; Apicomplexa; Conoidasida; Eucoccidiorida; Eimeriidae. The transcript has a single exon.